CUUGAUUGUGAACGCGCCCUACAUACAUUUGGCGCGGUACGGAGAACAGUUUGUUGUUUGGUUUGGCAAAUAUAGCGGCAAUGGGUGAUAAGGAUGGAGAAACCUUUGAUGAUGCUGUGGAGGAGAGAGUUAUUAAUGAGGAAUAUAAGAUCUGGAAGAAAAAUACACCUUUCUUAUAUGAUCUUGUGAUGACUCAUGCUUUAGAAUGGCCAUCGCUGACUGCUCAAUGGUUGCCAGAUGUGACAAGACCUGAAGGAAAAGACUAUUCUGUACAUAGACUGAUUCUUGGCACACAUACAUCUGAUGAGCAGAAUCAUUUGCUCAUUGCUAGUGUUCAGUUGCCAAAUGAAGAUGCACAGUUUGAUGCAUCACAUUACGACAAUGAGAAAGGAGAGUUUGGAGGCUUUGGAUCAGUGAGUGGUAAAAUAGAAAUUGAAAUAAAAAUUAACCAUGAAGGAGAAGUAAACAGAGCUCGUUUUAUGCCCCAGAAUCCAUGUGUAAUAGCAACAAAAACACCAUCAAGUGAUGUUCUGGUAUUUGAUUACACGAAACAUCCUUCCAAACCUGACCCAAGUGGCGAAUGUCAUCCAGAUUUGAGACUUCGUGGACAUCAGAAAGAAGGUUAUGGCCUGUCAUGGAAUCCUAAUCUCAAUGGAUAUCUGUUAAGUGCUUCUGAUGAUCAUACAAUAUGUCUGUGGGAUAUAAAUGCAACUCCUAAAGAGAACCGCAUAAUUGAUGCCAAAACAAUUUUUACUGGACACACAGCUGUAGUAGAGGAUGUGGCUUGGCAUUUACUCCACGAGUCACUUUUUGGAUCUGUAGCUGAUGACCAAAAAUUAAUGAUUUGGGAUACUAGGUGCAACAACACAAGCAAACCUUCGCAUACAGUGGAUGCUCACACAGCAGAAGUGAACUGUCUGUCUUUCAAUCCAUAUUCAGAAUUUAUAUUGGCUACGGGCAGUGCUGACAAGACUGUGGCUUUGUGGGAUCUCCGAAAUCUCAAACUUAAGCUUCAUUCAUUUGAAUCUCACAAGGAUGAAAUAUUCCAGGUUCAGUGGUCUCCUCAUAAUGAGACAAUCCUGGCUUCAAGUGGAACAGAUAGAAGGCUGCAUGUUUGGGACUUAAGUAAGAUUGGAGAGGAACAGUCUGGCGAGGACGCCGAAGACGGACCUCCAGAACUUUUGUUCAUUCAUGGUGGACACACUGCCAAGAUAUCAGAUUUCUCUUGGAACCCAAAUGAGCCAUGGGUAAUUUGCUCAGUUUCUGAGGAUAACAUUAUGCAGGUGUGGCAGAUGGCUGAAAAUAUUUAUAAUGAUGAAGAACCUGAAGCAGCCGCAGCAGAACUUGAGCCUGGUGCAUCAUAAUUAUAUUCUCUGGAACUGUGGGCACAUCUGAUGGUAACUUCCUGUAUUAGGAAGUAACAGGAAGCAGAGUUUUUAUACAAACAUCCGUAUGUUAUCACACUUCAAUUGUUUUUUUUUUUUUACAAUACUAUUUUUUGCAGUCUUACUGUGUGUAUGUUGACUGUUUGAAAACUGUGUACUUGCAGCUUAUUUCCAUGUAAGGCUAACAGUGACAGUAGGGAGUGUUAAUUUUUAAUAUGAAUGCCGUAAUAGAGAACACUUAACUGUACCUGUCAGGCUGGCCUUUGUUUCAUAAUUUGAAUACUCUCCUAUACAAUGUUGACAUACGCUGCUCAGAUUUAUUGAUGGUUUUUGUGUCCCUUUAAAAGAACAGGCUGAAACUGGACCAAUGAAAUUUAUUUGCUUGUGUCAGUGUGUGAGAGAAAGAAACGGAAUUUUUGGAAAAGGGCAAUAUAUUAUUUUAAUAUUGUCGUAUAUGUAAAAUACUGAUUGUGAACAAGGACUUUGUAAUAAGAAGUUGUGGUUAAAAACACAUUUACAAAAUGUGAAUGUGAAUGUGUGUGUGUGUGUGUGUGUGUGUGUGUGUGUGUGUGUGUGUGUAGGUUGAUACCGAUCAUGAAUCACACUUCAAAUUAUGAUUGUAAUUUGUCUAUGCUUUGUAUCCAUUUGGCUAAUUGUAGCAGGAUGGAUAAAUUAUUUAUAAUUAUGAUGGUAGUGAGGAAUCAGUCUUCCUUAUCAGAGAUACCAGGACUGUAAAAGACUGGAAAAUUGAUGUCUGUCUGCAAAUAAAUCAAGAUACAAUUCACAAUGAAUUCUUCAAGAUAGCAAUUUUAAGCUGCUGGGAAAGAAAGUAAGAAUACUGCUGCCAUCAUACACUGAUUUGUUGUUCAGUAAAUUUUCUUACUGGCAGACAAGACUGAAAACAUAUCUCCAGAAACUGAAGUCUGUUGUGGGUCACAUGUAUUGACAUCCUGAGAUUGUUCAAGGAUUAAAGCCUUGCAUAGUAUUAUUAGCAUGAAGUAAUUUAUGACCUAUAAUUCAUACUUGUGAAUAGUUUAAAUGUGAUCUACAAUCAAUCACUGCAAAAAGGAAAACUACCUGAAGAAAGAAAGCUACAUGCUGAAAAUUACCUGAAGUUAAUUUAUAAUAAAAUUUGAAGGAAAAGUUAAUUUUGGUCAUAUUAAAUUCAAUGAAAUAUAAAGUACUUGGAGGACAACACGAAAGUUGCUACUAACAAGAAGAAAACACUGUUUGUUCCAGAGGGGGCAAUUUCAUCGAAGAUACAAACUGUCAUCGAACUGAAAUGAGUUUAUGGUAAAAAUUUGUUUAAUUAUAAGGUUUAUUUUAGUAUACAUGAAAUUAACACUGAAACAUUUUAAGUAAUAAUGCGUUUGUAAAUAUGAAAAUGUACUCGUAAGUUACAGCAUUAAAAUUUUUCAACCAUUGUGUAUAA
This is a messenger RNA of Schistocerca nitens (vagrant locust), 2817 nucleotides long. It is a transcript of the gene Caf1-55, whose product is annotated as chromatin assembly factor 1 p55 subunit. Gene Ontology annotation, molecular function: histone binding. The transcript has 10 exons. NCBI's taxonomy places the organism in Eukaryota, Metazoa, Arthropoda, Insecta, Orthoptera, Acrididae. The record is from RefSeq and is a predicted model, not a curated record. Gene Ontology annotation, cellular component: ESC/E(Z) complex; NuRD complex; nucleus. Bases 81 to 1364 code for a protein of 427 amino acids. Gene Ontology annotation, biological process: regulation of gene expression.